Mugil cephalus (flathead mullet) is the source of this 4219-nucleotide messenger RNA. It is a transcript of the gene sfxn5b, whose product is annotated as sideroflexin 5b. Gene Ontology annotation, cellular component: mitochondrial inner membrane. The transcript has 14 exons. Gene Ontology annotation, molecular function: monoatomic ion transmembrane transporter activity; citrate transmembrane transporter activity. Lineage: Eukaryota; Metazoa; Chordata; Actinopteri; Mugiliformes; Mugilidae. The record is from RefSeq and is a predicted model, not a curated record. Bases 258 to 1235 code for a protein of 325 amino acids. Gene Ontology annotation, biological process: mitochondrial transmembrane transport; citrate transport; monoatomic ion transport.
CCUAUGGGCGCAUCAACUGUUCUCUCUGCCCCCAAGAUCAAUCCGAACGGUUAUGCAAUAGCUUUCACCUUAUCGAUUAUUUUGGGAUGUGUAGUCAUGCGCCUCAACUUUGCCAGCGUGAACGCACAGGAGAAAACUACACGUCCCGACGGGCGUAGCGGCGCAUUGCUUCACUAGUUACACACACUGACUGUAGUUCGCUCCACUUGAAAAUCCGUUCAUGAUUCACUUCAUUAAUAAAUAAAUAGUUCGGUGUCAUGGCGGAAUCUGCAGCGUGUCCUGCUUUCCAGCUCGGGAGACCCCGAUACGACCAGGGUACGUUUCUUGGCCGGCUGAGACACUUUGUGGACAUUAUUGAUCCCAGCACCCUGUUUGUAUCAGAGAAACAGUUAAAAGAAUCCAUCAAACUCCUGGAUGACUAUAAACAUGGCACACUUUCACCUGGAGUGUCUGAUGCUCAGCUGUGGCAGGCCCAGAAGAUCAAACAGGCCAUCAUUCAUCCAGACACAGGAGAGAAGAUCUUCAUGCCAUUUCGAAUGUCAGGUUAUGUACCAUUUGGAACACCGAUUGUCAUUGGCCUUCUUCUCCCAAAUCAGACUGUGGUGUCUACCAUUAUAUGGCAGUGGCUGAACCAGAGUCACAAUGCCUGCGUGAACUAUGCAAACCGAAAUGCCACAAAGCCAACACCAACGUCCAAGUUUCUUCAAGGCUAUGUAGGAGCUGUGACAAGCGCCGUGUCUAUCGCUGUGGGGCUGAAUGUGUUGAUUCAGAAGGCCAACAAGCUGAGUCCUGCUACAAGAAUGAUAAUACAGAGGCUGGUUCCCUUCCCAGCUGUAGCGAGUGCAAACAUCUGUAACGUGGGCCUGAUGAGACACAGUGAGCUGUCUGAAGGUAUCGAUGUGAUGGACGAUAACAGCAAUGUGGUGGGAUCCUCCAAAAUCGCCGCCAGACAUGCGAUCAUGGAGACGGCCCUCACACGUGUGGUCCUGCCGAUGCCAAUUUUCGUCCUGCCCCCCAUCAUCAUGUCCUACCUCGAGAGGCUGCAGUUCCUGCAGAGCAACCGCAGAUUGUUGCUGCCCAUCCACAGCGUUGUGUGCCUCGUUACAUUUGGCCUCUCCCUGCCUGUGGCCAUCAGCCUGUUCCCCCAGAUGUCUCAGAUUGAGGUGACUCGCCUUGAGCCGGAGAUUGCCAUGGCAACAGAUUGCAAGAUGGUGACCUACAACAAGGGUUUAUGAUGGAUGCCGCGAUGUGGGAGAGGAGAGGACAGGGAGCGAGGAUGGAAAUGCGGCUGCAUUGUGAAUAGCUGUUAGGGAGAACCGACAGCAGGGUUCCUCCUGUCGACAGGUUUGGGAACUUUCUGCUGCAUCAUUAUCACAGUAUAGAGCCUGUAGAUGCUCAAGUACUAACCCAACGUUUUUAAACCUGUUUUAUACGAUUCUGAAGAUCCCAGACAUUGUGGGUCAUGGUUUCUUUUGGAAAUGCCAUGAAGUUCUUUCGUUUUUGGUGUUCUUAUGAACUCUGUACAUAACAAUGAUGAUUUAUUGGCUGUCAAAGGUUUUUUACCAUUGUACUUAAUACAGUACAUUCAAGACUUUGUACUCCAUACAAAUAUUAAACUCUGGAGAACAAUUCUAGUCAGUUCUUGAUCAAACACAUUUUAACCCAUUUUAACAAAAUUUCAAAAGUGCUGUUUAAAAUGGCAUAAAUUAUGUUUUUUCUUUUAACUUGGAUGCGAUGGUAAUGAGUGGCAAAAGAAUGCAUACAGCAUGACCAGCUUUUGAUGCUACAACACUAUAAUUCAUUUGGAGUUCACUUUCUGCUAUUUUUUUGGUCUCCAGCACCUGUAAACAGGAAAAAUAUGUGUGUCUUCUGCUGCCAAAUGACCCACUCUGGUCACUGGCUAGAUGUUAACUUUAUGAAUAUGCCAUUUGGUAUAGUGCAAGACAAGUACGGUGAAUUUGUCAGAGCCUGGGAGCUGGAAAAGUCAGUGAGAUGAAAACAGUUCAGUAGCGCUGUGGUAGAGCUGCAGAGUCAAGAGAUGAUUCUUUCUGGGUUCAUCACUACAGCUCCUCUACACUGCAGCUAUUUACAUACAUGUAACAAUUUAAACUCAAUUUUAAUACGAGUGUUGAUUGUAGCUGAUAUAAUGCUGUCCACAUGGCCUUAAAUUACCAGCAUCGUCAUCAGGAACAGUCCUACCUCCUAGACUACUUUGGAAGUAAGCACACGGUUGCUGAACAGGAAUUUUCCAGUAUGCUUACUACUGUUAAUUAAUGAGUUACCAUUUGAUGUUUCUUUAUAUAGGUUCAUUACCUCCAAAAUUAGAAGCUUAUGACUGUAUUACUGAAAUUAAACAAUGUCUGGUUAAAGGCCUUUGUCAGUUGAAGCUUUUUCUGUGCUGUAUUUGAUUUCUUUUUUUUUCCAUCCUGUAAUUCACCUGAUAAAUCCACCAGCCCACUUUAAGGAUGCUCACCAUCAGAACAGGAUAUUUAGGCCUUUCUUAAGGCUGAUAUUGAUAAUAGUACACUGCCUGGCCCCCAAAAAAAAAAAAAAAAAAAAGAAGAAGACGCCACCUGGUUUGAUUGAUUUAACUAAGCAAAUAGGUACGAGCCUCCUACUGGAUAAUUAUUGCACAGAUGAUUAUCUUUCAGCAUGUCAAAAGACACAUCCUGUGGUCAUGGAAAAGAUGUUAAUCUAUUUGAUAAGGGUCAAAUCACUGGCAAGCAUCAAGCAGAGAAAACAUCUAAGGAGAUUGAAGCAGAAACUACUAAAAUUGUGUUAAGAACUGUCCAACUCAUUAUUAGAAACUGGAACGAUAGUGGGCACAAUCAACAACAGUAGAACUCAGGGCUACGUUUAAUAGUGAAAGUGAGAGCAUUUUCACAUGUACAAUGUGAAGGGAACCCAAGUGAUUGGGACUGAACAGUUGUGUAGCCUUAAGAAAACCACUAAUCAGUGAGGCUAACCAGGAAAAAAAGGCUUUAGUUUUCUAGGGAGCAUAAAUAGUGCCUACUGUACAAGCCCGUUGAGGCAGUGUUAUGAUCCUGGGUUGCUGCAGUUGCUCAGGUCUAGGUUCAGCAAUAUUAUGCCUAAAUAUUGAGCUCAGCUGACUACCUGAAUAUACUGAAUGACCAAGUUAUUCCAUCAGUGGAUCUUUUAUUACCUGAUGGCACAGGCAUAUAUAACAAUGCUUCCAGACCUGAACCCCAAUGAGAAUCUUUGGGAUGUACAGGAGGAGGCUUUGCUCAGUGGUCAGACUCUCCCAUCAUCAAUAGAAGAGACUGGAUGAAGCUUAAAGUGGUCCAAUGAAAUAUUAGAGCGUGUCACCUUUUUCCUGGUGGCAAUUUUUUUUGGCCAGGCAAUGUAUAUUUGCUUUACUUUUUUUGUAAUAGCAAUCCAUUAAAACGGAAAACUGCUAAGUCGUAGCCAUGACAGUUAUUGAAAUGAACAGGUGAAAAACCAACUGUCUCCAUGAUGGACAGACCAUAGAGCAACUGUUAUUGUGAACGGCAGGUGCUUUCACCUUAUCGGUCGACAUAUGUGUCGAUAUACGCUACAAGUCAAACGUUGGAACACAACUUCUCAUUUAAUGGUUUUUCUUUAUUUUUUAUGACUAUUUACAUUGUAGAUUGUCACUGGUAGCAUCAGAACUGAAGGGAAAGAAAAAGGAGGAAAAGUGGAGGCAAAGAUCUAAAAUUUGGACUCAUCAGACCAGUGUCUUCAGUAUGUAUCUCCAAUGUAGAAAGGAGUAAAAAAUAAAGAAAACAUAACAGAAGGUGUGUCCAAACUUUUGGCUGGCAUAUAAACUUUACAACGAGGAACAUGCUGAUGAAGGGAACAACCACUACAGGACAAAUGUGAAUCCAAUCUCCUCUGUUAGUGACUAUACUACACAUGCACAUUCUUUUGAAACUGACAUCAAAACAUUUUACCCACGUGAUGUGAACUAAUUUUCCUUCGUACCUUGUUUGAAGGACUUUUUAUUUCACCACUGACUGUUGUUAAACCGCUGCUGUAUUCUCAGUGAAUUACUCCUUUUGUACAAUACUUAAAAAUAACUACAAAUGAACAAACCAUAACAUAUAUCUUUGUAUAAUACUUUGAUUGCAUCUGUAAGUUUAUUAUAUUGUUGAAAUAAUAUAAAUCAUCUAUAUCUAUAUUAUUUUACAGUAUAUAAUAAAUACUCUUUCACUGUAUGUAGUGUUUGUACACUGCUUGA